CCACGGGGGGGGCGGGGCGGUUUGGAAGUGAGGCGGGAGCUCCGACAUGUCGCGGCUGAAGAGGCCGGUUUCGGCCUCGGGCCGGGACCUCCGGGCGGGCUUCCGUCUCGAGAGGGGCGACAGCGGCGCCGUUGUCCCGCAGGGGCUGCUGAAGGCGGCCCGGAAGAGCGGCCAGCUCAACCUGUCGGGCCGGGAGCUGAACGAAGUCCCUCAGGCAGUCUGGCGAAUAAAUGUGGAUCUCCCGGAGGAAGCGAGCCAGAAUUAUUCCUUUAAUUCUUCUGAACGAUGGUGGGAGCAGACAGAUUUGACUAAACUAAUCAUAUCCAACAAUAAACUUCAGUCACUUUCAGAUGACCUCAGGCUUCUUCCUGCACUGACUAUACUUGAUGUGCACGAUAAUCUGCUGACGUCCCUUCCUUGUGCCAUAGGUGAGCUGGAAAAUCUUCAGAAGCUUAAUGUCAGUCACAACAAACUGAAAAUACUGCCUGAAGAACUUACAAAACUAAGAAACCUGAAGGGCCUGUUUCUGCAGUACAAUGAACUGACCAGUGUCCCCGACAGAUUCGGCCAGUUGCACAGAUUGGAGGAGUUAGAUCUCUCCAACAACCGCCUCACAGCUGUGCCCGCGAGCUUUUCUUCUCUCUCUAACCUGAUGCGACUCAACCUUGCCGGCAAUCAAAUGAAGGACUUGCCAGCAGAAAUCACUAGGAUGAAAAGAUUAAAGCAUUUGGAUUGCACCUCAAACUGCUUGGAAACUAUACCUUCUGAAUUAGCUAGCAUGGAGUCACUAGAACUGCUCUAUUUACGGAGGAAUAAACUGCAUUUUCUCCCGGAAUUUCCUUCUUGUAUAUUAUUGAAGGAAUUACAUGUUGGUGAGAACCAGAUUGAAAUGUUAGGGGCAGAGCAUCUUAAACAUCUUAAAUCUAUCCAUGUGCUAGACCUAAGAGAUAACAAGUUAAAAUCUAUUCCUGAUGAAAUCACCAUGCUCCAGGCCUUGGAAAGACUUGAUCUAACUAACAAUGAUAUCAGUAGUCUUCCCCAUGCCUUAGGAAACCUUCCUCGUUUGCAGUUUUUGGCAUUAGAAGGAAACCCUUUGAGAACUAUUCGACGAGAACUUUUAAAUAAAGGGACCCAAGAAGUCCUCAAGUAUCUAAGAAGCAAAAUUAAAGGUGAUACAGGAAACCAAAAUGACACGCCCAUUGAGACAGCGAUGACCCUGCCAAGUCAGGCCAAAGUCAACACGCACGCCAUCACAACAUUGAAGCUGUUAGACUACAGUGAGAAACAGACAACUCUGAUUCCUGAUGAAGUAUUUGAUGCGGUAGGAAGCAACAUUAUCACUUCGAUAAACUUCAGUAAGAAUCAUCUAAAUGAGGUACCAAAAAGGAUUGUGGAACUGAAGGCAGCUGUGUGUGAUGUCAAUCUCAGCUUUAACAAGCUUUCCUGUAUUUCUGCAGAAUUGUGCAUGCUUCAAAAACUGACCCAUCUGGACAUCAGAAAUAAUCUGUUGGCCUCUUUGCCUGAGGAGAUGGAAGCCUUGAUGAAACUGCAGACUAUCAAUCUGUCCUGUAACAGGUUUAAAACGUUCCCCAGCAUUCUGUAUCGGCUCCGGACUCUCGAAACCGUCCUCCUCAGUAACAAUCAGGUUGGAUCUGUGGACCCCCUGCAGCUGAAGCGGAUGGACAAGCUGGCCACUUUGGACCUUCAGAACAAUGACCUCCUCCACAUCCCGCCUGAGCUGGGCCACUGCGUGAGUCUGAGGACCCUUCUGCUGGAGGGGAAUCCAUUCCGAAUUCCUCGAGCAGCCAUUUUAGCUAAAGGAACAGAUGCUGUUCUGGAGUAUUUAAGAGACCGCAUUCCUACUUAAUUGGAAUUUUGUAACCUUUGGCCAGCUAAUGGAUUUGCGUGCUUCAAAGAGCUGGGGAGCGUUCAAAGUCUUGUCUGAGAGCUGAUUUGCUGUCCUUCACCUGAUGGUUUCUUGAAACAGUGUAUCAGUUAUUGCUGUGAUUUAUCUGGGGCAUGAAACAAAUGUUCUUACAGUCUUAUUACCACUAAAUAUUGUUUUUACCCGGAAAAUAAUGUAUAACAACUUUAUAGUGAUUACUGCAGCCUUCGUGUGUGUUCAUACAUUCAUUCUUAAAAGUUUUGAGAGUUAAAAAAAGGUAAUAGUGUUUUCUAUGACUGAAAUAUCAUUCCUAUUUAAAGUUGAUUUUGUUUUUAUAAUGACAGCAUUUUUGUAAAAGAUGAGGGGUGGGUUUUUUUUUUAACAUUUUGUUUUAUUAUGUGUGUGUGUAUGUUUGGACCUUUAUAUGGGAGUACUUUGUUAUCUUUCCUUGUGUUUUGUGGAAAAAUUUAUAACAACACUUGUUGAUAAUGCUAAGAAUUUGUGAUGUAAGGUUUCAAGGACAUGCACUGCCCUGGUUCUGAUGACAGUGCUGGGCAGGUCAGUUGACUUCUCAGUGCCCCAGGCAGCCCUCUGAAGACUGGAGGUUCUGUGAGUAACCCAUCAAUGCUGACGUGGUGGAUGGAGAUCCCCGCAACAACCUGCCUUCAAGAGAAGAUACACUUUGUGUGAUUUUUUAAGAUAAUUCUGUUUGCAGCAUUUAUUUUUAGAUGCUGAGAAUCCAUGUUUCCCUGUUGCGUGUAACUCUUUUUGAUCAAAGCAUUUACUGAAGAACAAACAUGUGUCAUAUCCCAUAAGGAAAGAGCUAUUAGUGAACCCAACUUAGCUUUUUAGUUAUUUCUUUAUGCCCUCUUACUCCUGAAGUUGCUGUAUCAUGCCCGCCGCAAAUUAAAGCGUUUGGAUUGCAUCUCAACAGCUCACUGUUUUCUGUAAUCUGUUGGGCGCCAUCCUUUGUACCAGCCUUCAGAUUAGAUCACUUCUGGAUGUUCUGGGACUUAGACAAAAGCUCUGAGGUACCAGAAGGUUUUUGAGUGUCUCCCGUUGUGGACAUGCACCCUCAGAAACUGCCUGGAGAGUGCUUGGCGACUGUCCGAAGUGCAGCUUUGCAUGUCUUAAUGACGUCAUUAUAACCUUGAACUUGUUGAUAGAUUUGAGAUCCCAAUUGGGCUAAUACAGAAUAUCUUCUUUUGAAGAACUUGAUGUAAGGAAGCUGAAUUUAAAAAGAAGAUUCGUGGUCUGUUUAGCUCUUGACAUAUUCAAAAUAGGAUCUCAUUUGGGUAGAUUUCAGAACCUUUUUUUUUUUUGAGAAGAAAAUGAAGAUGAAGAUAUUUGUUAUUUAUGGAUAAUGCAUUUUUUAAAUCCAAGUUACAAUUUUUAUCUUACUAAGGGGAAACGUGACUGUUCAUACCACCUUUGUGGUCAGCUCACAAGUCUGUUGUUACAUUAAACAAAAGACACUUUACAAUAAGGUGAAAUUUUAUUAUUUGUACAAUAAAGAGACUUUGUUAUUCAAAACACUUUUUUUAAAUACUGAAAAAGUUGAGUACAGCAAAGGCAAAAAAAGGCUCUGCCGCACACUGCACAGCAUUGUCUGAGUCCCUGUAUUUUGUAUAUGUACAGAAAGCGUCUUCGAAGUGCAUUGGAGUCACAAUGUACACCCUCAGCAAUUAGUGUCAGUACAGAAAGUCAGACUGGAAGGAUACAGCUUGCGUGUGCAAAUUAACUAACAGCAUCAGUGAAUCACCAAAUCUGUCAAUUUAAAACUGAGUUUUAAAGGACCUUUUUGCACAUAAAAUGAAACAGUUCUCAAGUUCAGUAUGUUAUAACUGCAAAAAAAAAAAACCCAUUAAGUACAUUCACAAUCUAUGUUAAUAAAGUAGUAAAUAGUUCUUCAUCCAGCUUUAUUUACAACAAGGUGGAGUUAAACUGAAAAGUACAGUUAGUUGUUUUAAUAUAGCAAUCUGUUAACACAUACAAAAAUGACAAGUAUUUAUAUAUCAUUGAAGCUCAAAAUCACAAUUUUCUCAAAAUAUUAGUUACAAUACAGCCAUUUCCAUCAUAAUUAAACAUGUCCUCAAAUAACUUUUUUAUAAAAUGGUAAAAUUUUUAUUAAAGUAAGUUAUUUGUUUUGAAUUGGCUACAGUACUUACUCCCAAGUAGAAAACUGUUGCAUUUUGUUUUUCUCGCAGAAUUGUUAGACAAAGCCACCCAUGUAAAGCCAAGAGACCGAAAAGGCCCCGAUUUGAAAAGAUCCGGCCUCUUGGGCUUUGGGGGAACUGGUCAGUAAAAGCUUUACAAGGGGAGUGUCCGGCUGGAGUCUCUGCAGUGAAAUGACACGCACUAAUAUACAGGAUGUCAGAAUAAGUCAGUGGAGACUACCCUGCGCAUAGAAAUGUUCACGGAGAUGACAAAAAGAAGCCUUAAAUGAGGAAGCAAUCAUAAAAUCUGGCCUUGACCCCCCUUGAUUCCUCUGCUCCCACGUUGCCCUGACACCCUAACAGCGGCAACGGGGCUCCCCCGGUCAGUGCUCGAGCUGCUGCAGCGCCACACGCCAGGCACCAGAAGGCUGGCUACAAACCACUGUCUGAAGCUAGCCUAGCAUCACUCCUGAAGGCAGCAAAAUAUUUCACCCAAUCAAUCAUGCUCUUCACCCCCAAUUUACAAAACUCGAUCGCUGCCCAUGGGAAAGCAGAGGUGAAACGGGAAGUGUUGGCCAUGGGAUUAGGGGGAGGGCAACCACAGUCAUGGGGCAUAAAGUAGGAGAAGAGAGAUGAUCUCCAUGAGCCGUUUUCCAACACUGAGUUUGGAAACACCCACUACUGAGGAAGGGGAAACGGCAUCCUCCUUGCCUGUAAUCAUUGGCCGAAAGUUGCUUCUAGUUUUGUGAUUCUGGUCUGGCUAGUAGGGGCUCCCAGGGCCCAACACUGGUGUAUUAAUCCAGGGGGUUUACCCUUGGGAGAUGAGAGAGGGCAGAAAAGAAAUAACUUAGAAGCUUCACUCUUGCAGGUUAUUUGUUAGAAUCCAAACAAAGAAUCUCAAAAGAUUCACAAUACAGUGUUCUACUAAAAAAAAA
This is a messenger RNA of Phascolarctos cinereus (koala), 4976 nucleotides long. RefSeq names its product leucine rich repeat containing 40 (gene LRRC40). Gene Ontology annotation, cellular component: cytoplasm. The record is from RefSeq and is a predicted model, not a curated record. Gene Ontology annotation, molecular function: protein binding. NCBI's taxonomy places the organism in Eukaryota, Metazoa, Chordata, Mammalia, Diprotodontia, Phascolarctidae.